AUGGCUUCUUCCCGUCAAAUCCCCCUCAGUACUGAUGCGCCUUCCUCCAAGGCGGCUGCCUCCCAACGCGGAUCUUCUCCCCGUCCAACCGAGGCGCCUCCCACUUCUUCCGCUCCAACGCACCCCGAGGCGCCCGUUGUUCGUGAUGCCCCUAAUGCCUCUGUCGCCCCUGCCACAUCGAGUAAGUCCUCCUUCAUGCGCCUUUCUUGUCAUCUUCGGGUCUCCUUCACUCAAUUUCUAGCAUAA
This is a messenger RNA of Linum trigynum, 246 nucleotides long. NCBI's taxonomy places the organism in Eukaryota, Viridiplantae, Streptophyta, Magnoliopsida, Malpighiales, Linaceae. The record is from the annotation of a GenBank genome assembly.